This is a messenger RNA of Gracilinanus agilis (Agile Gracile Mouse Opossum), 1548 nucleotides long. It is a transcript of the gene NDUFAF7, whose product is annotated as NADH:ubiquinone oxidoreductase complex assembly factor 7. Gene Ontology annotation, molecular function: protein-arginine omega-N symmetric methyltransferase activity. Lineage: Eukaryota; Metazoa; Chordata; Mammalia; Didelphimorphia; Didelphidae. The record is from RefSeq and is a predicted model, not a curated record. Gene Ontology annotation, biological process: mitochondrial respiratory chain complex I assembly. The coding region runs from base 44 to 1366 and encodes 440 amino acids. The transcript has 10 exons. Gene Ontology annotation, cellular component: mitochondrion.
UCGGCGGCGAUUUCUGGACGCGUGCUGCAUCCCCGCGUUUGGUAUGAGUGUCCUCGCGGGGGCCCGCACGAGGCUGCUGCUGCCUCCAGUCUGGCGCACAGUUAUUCCUUUCCUUUGGAAGGUGAAAUACUUCAGCUCAGGAAAGGAGUCAGCAAAAAGUAAUCAUGUUACCCCAAUGCUUCGACAUCUCACAUACAAAAUAAAAGCAACUGGCCCCAUUACAGUGGCUGAAUACAUGAAGGAAGUCUUAACCAACCCAGUAAAGGGCUACUAUGUACACCAAGAUAUGAUAGGAGAAAGAGGGGACUUUAUUACCUCACCUGAAAUAAGUCAGAUCUUUGGAGAGUUACUAGGGAUAUGGUACAUUAGUGAGUGGAUGGCUUCAGGAAAAAGCUCAACUUUCCAAUUGGUGGAAUUGGGCCCAGGUAGGGGCACUCUUACUGGUGAUAUUUUGAGGGUCUUCAGUCAACUUGGGUCUGUGCUAAAAAACUGUGACAUUUCUGUACAUUUGGUGGAAGUAAGCCAGAAAUUAAGUGAAAUCCAAGCCUUGACCCUGACUGAUGAGACAGUCACCCUAGAGCACAAUGCUGAAUCACCAGUGUACCUGAAAGGUAUCACAAAGUCUGGAAUUCCCAUUUCCUGGUACCGGAGUCUGCAAGAUGUACCACAAGGUUACAGUUUUUAUUUAGCACAUGAAUUUUUUGAUGCUCUUCCUGUGCAUAAGUUUCAGAAAACCCAACAAGGAUGGCGAGAAGUUUUAAUUGAUGUAGACCCACAGGAUUCUGAUAAACUGAGGUUUGUGUUGGCCCCCUCUGCCACCCCAGCAGAAGCCUUUAUUCAGCCUGAGGAAACAAGGGAUCAUGUGGAAGUGUGCCCUGAUGCUGGAGUUUUCAUUCAGAUACUUUCUAAAUGUAUUGAAGAAAAUGGAGGUGCUGCACUGAUUGCUGAUUAUGGCCAUGAUGGGACAAAGAUGGACACUUUCCGAGGCUUUUGUGGUCACAAGCUUCACGAUGUCUUAAUUGCUCCAGGAACAGCAGACCUAACCGCUGAUGUGGACUUCAGCUUCUUGCGGAGAAUGACUCAAGGGAAAGUGGCCUCCUUGGGCCCUAUACAGCAAUGCAGUUUUUUAAAAAAUAUGGGCAUUGAUGUCCGAUUGAAGGUUCUUUUGGACAGUUCCAGUGACGACGCUGCUACAAGGAAACAGCUGAUUCACGGUUAUGAUAUGCUAAUGAAUCCCAAGAAGAUGGGAGAACGAUUUAAUUUUUUUGUCUUACUGCCCCAUCACAGACUUGCAGGUGGAAACACAUGCCAAUCAAAAUCAGUACCAUCACCUGUAGCUGGCUUUGGAGAACUUGUUUGGAAGUGAGGCCACAGCUAGGCUACUUCUCCGCUGUGCUCACCUCUUCCUCACCCCCCACCUUUUAGAUACUCUUAUCUUCUUUCCCAUUUUGCAUCCUCCCACAAAAAGAGAAAACCUAAAGAAAUUGAGUUUUCACUUUGUGCCACAGCUAACUUAUCUCAAAAUGCAUUAUCAUCUUUCUAAACUGU